AUGCAUCAGUCUGUGCUCGAAUGUGAUGCCCGAACUCACGUGUUGAUUGGCGGCGAUUUUAAUGCCUGGUCCCAGGAGUGGGGAUCCGCACGCAACGACCAGCGAGGAGAACGUCUCUCAGACCUCGCGGCCGGUCUGAACCUCCAUACUGAAAACAUCGGCUCCAAAUCAACAUACCGGAGGAUCAACGCCGAGUCUGUAAUCGACGUGACAUUCUCACUCCUCGUCGCACCAGCCACCAUACGCGGAUGGAGAGUCCUGGAAGAAGUUGAGUCAGCCAGCGACCACCGCUACAUCGAAUUUACUCACGAUCCUACACCUGACGUGGAUGACACUGGUGGCAAUCACGCAAGAGGCUGGUCAUUCCAUCAGCUGGACGCCCAAGCACUGGCCGCACACCUCAGCAAUACGGUUAGGCUGAACCCUACGUCGACGAAGACACCACGGCGUCACAGGCAGCUGAGCAACUCACCGCCUAUCUGGAGGCAGCCUGCGACUCCUGUAUGCCUCCAAGGGCUUCGCGGAGACCAGGAAGGAAGCAAGCUACGCAGGGCUCUUCAACGGUCUGCUCGGAGGCACGAUCCUUGUGACGUCACGGACGCCCAUCGCGAGGCACACAAGGGUAUACGUAAAGACCUACGCAACGCCGUUCGUGAAGCUCAGGCAAAGAGCUGGUCUGAGCUAUGCAAGGCCGUCGACAACGACCCAUGGGGUCUACCGUACAGGGUCGUGACCAAGAGGAUCGGCCUUCAGCGGCCAGGUGUCGAAGCUCGCGGAAGGGAGGACUCCAUAGCCGACCACCUGUUCCCGAACCUCCGGCAACCGACUGGUCACUGGAACCCCGACUCACGGAAGCACACGCCCAACCUCAAGCCGACCAGUUCACUCCGGAAGAGCUACGGGAAGCGUGCCUUAGGCUUCCCCCUGGGAAAGCUACCGGACCAGACGGGAUUCCAAAUGAAGUCCUUCUCCGAGUUUCCAAAAUCGCACCGCAGGCGCUGCUUAAUACCUUCAACUGCGGCCUCCGGAGGAACGAGUUUCCAGCACUAUGGAAAACCUCGAGGCUCGUAUUACUUCACAAGGGCCCGGGCAAGCAGAUAG
Molecule: messenger RNA, 1101 nt
Organism: Metopolophium dirhodum (rose-grain aphid)
Lineage: Eukaryota; Metazoa; Arthropoda; Insecta; Hemiptera; Aphididae
Exons: 2
Coding region: 1-1101 (366 amino acids)
Molecular function (GO): catalytic activity
Source: RefSeq, a predicted model, not a curated record